Molecule: messenger RNA, 2448 nt
Organism: Micropterus dolomieu (smallmouth bass)
Lineage: Eukaryota; Metazoa; Chordata; Actinopteri; Centrarchiformes; Centrarchidae
Product: nuclear factor 7, ovary
Exons: 6
Coding region: 194-1600 (468 amino acids)
Molecular function (GO): zinc ion binding; protein binding
Source: RefSeq, a predicted model, not a curated record
AGGAAAACCAAGAGCAUUUGCUACAUCAAGAACAAUAGUUUGGCAGUUAGUGUGCUCUGAGGCUUUCAGGAGACAAGUUUAACUACGCACGCUAAAUCAUCUUGUUGUUAACAGAGGAAUCAUUUAGGACCUAAAGCUUGAGGACUUGUGCUGUUUUGAAGUGUGGAUUUACUAUAUUGUACAUGACAAACUAAUGAUCAUGUCAAUCCCAGAGGAGGAUCUUACAUGUCCAAUAUGCUGUGACAUCUUUAAGGACCCUGUUUUACUGUCAUGUAGCCACAGCUUCUGCAGGAGCUGUCUGAAGGGCUGUUGGGACAAAUGGUUACGUGCGUGUCCAGUAUGCAGGAAAAGAGUCUCCAAGUCCAGUGCUCCCUCCAAUUUGGCUCUGAAAAAUGUAUGUGAAGCUCAUUUGCAGGUCAGGAGGCAGAGUUCAGUGCUGGAGGAUGAGAAGAGUAACUGUAACCUGCAUGUGGAGAAGUUGAAACUCUUCUGUCUGGUUGACAAACAGCCCAUCUGUGUGGUGUGUCAAUCUUCCAAACUGCACAAGACUCACGAAUGCUUACCAAUAGAGGAGGCACUGCAGGACUGCAAGGAUGAACUUGCUUUAACUCUCAAGAGCUUGCAAAAUAAACUGGACAGCCUUGAAAGAAUUCACACAACCUCUGCAAACAUGAUCAAGUACAUUGAGAGUCAAGCGGAGGAAACACAGAGAUUGAUCAACAGCCAAUUCAAGCAGCUCCAUGAAGUCCUCCACCAAGAAGAGUCAGCCAGAAUAGCAGCUGUGGAGAAAGAAGUAGACGAGAAGAUUGCAGCAAUAAGGGAUAGGGAUAAAGAACUUUCAGCAGAAGAGCUGUCCCUCACAGAGACCAUCUCAGUCAUACAGGAGCAGCUGAAAGAAGAUGAUAUGGUCUUGUUGAAGAAUUUCAAAGACACCCAGGACAGAGGGAAAAGCAUAGAGCUCCGUUCAGACAGCAUGUCCGGGUUACUGAUUGAUGUGACAAAGCAUCUCGGCAACCUCAAGUAUAGAGUCUGGGAGAAAAUGCUGGACCAUAUUGACUAUACUCCUGUGACUUUGGAUCGAAACACAGCACAUCCCUGCCUCAUCCUGUCGGACGACCUCACUUCCCUCCGCUAUUCAAAGCAGCCAAGCUAUUGCCCUGACAACCCAGAGCGCUUCCACAUCAGCCCUGAAGUUGUAGGCAUGACUGCGCUGGGAUCAGGAAGUCACCACUGGGUUGUGGAAACAGGAAGUAAUCAGGAUUGGCUCCUGGGUGUGGCCUCUUUGUCUGUGCCCAGGGACGCUGAGAUCUCCGCUCGGCCCGAGAACGGCUUCUGGACUUUGUGUUUCAGGGACGGAGAUUUCAGGGCGAUGACCUUGCCACCCACCACACUGACAAUCACGAAAAGGCCCAAACAAGUCAAAGUGCAGCUGGAUUACAACAGAGGGACAGUGUCUUUUUUUGACCCUGAUGAUGACACACUCAUUUAUGCAUUUACAGACACAUUCACUGAAACUUUACUUCCAUAUUUUUAUACACAGAGCAGUCAUCCAUUGAGAGUAGUGCCAGAGAAGGUACUUGUCACAAUGUUGCGUCAAUAACUGGAUAAAUUCUUUGUUAAUUAGGUAAUAAAAAUAGAAUCCCAGUCCCGUUUUGAUGGAUGAGCCAAAAAAUAAAAAGUUGUGAUUGGUGUACUGACGGCCUAUAAUGUAAAAUUUCUCUCAGAGGGCAUGCAAAGUAUUCAUCCAAGUUAACUAUUCUGUGUAGUGCAGGUGGCUCUUCCAAUCAUUGUUUCUGUCAUGCUGCAUAAAAUGCUACAUUAUGAAGUGCUCUUACUUUUAAAACCAAUUGUUGAGUUAAGUUAGUAUAAUAUUCAGGGAUGGUGUAUAAAUUGCUAAUGUAAGUGGCUAAAUAUGACUUGCUCUUUAUGGUUGAAGAGGGGGAGAGCACAUUUGCAUUUGGUGAAAAUGUUUAAAUAAAUAUCAAGAAGUUUUAGGAUUGUACUUGGGUGGGUUUUGGUGUGCAACAAGCCCUUUCCUCAUAUAUAUGUAUGUAUAUAUAUAUAUAUAUAUAUAUAUAUAUAUAUAUAUAUAUAUAUAUAUAUAUAUAAAUAUUUUGUUGUUUUUCAAAUAUUAUGUUUCUAACCCACACACUUUAAGAAACAUACAUACACUUAUACCACACACACACACACACACACACACACACAUACACACACACAAACACACACACACACACACACACACACAUUCAUCAUUGUAUAAAUCUGAUAAGUUAAAGAAAGAAUUCAUUAGUCCAAAGUGCGGUAACAGUUUAUUAGUCUCUUCUGCACACAUGAUGGCGCCAAAGUCAAACUUAUAUUUUGAAGGAUUAUAGUCCAGAACAUUACAAUGGAGAGUACUUUAAACGCAUUUUUUAGUUUAUGAAAAAUUAAAAUGAUGAUUUUACA